Messenger RNA from Grammomys surdaster, 5008 nucleotides. RefSeq names its product karyopherin subunit alpha 1 (gene Kpna1). The transcript has 14 exons. The record is from RefSeq and is a predicted model, not a curated record. Gene Ontology annotation, molecular function: protein binding; nuclear import signal receptor activity. Gene Ontology annotation, biological process: postsynapse to nucleus signaling pathway; NLS-bearing protein import into nucleus. Gene Ontology annotation, cellular component: cytoplasm; nucleus; nucleoplasm. Lineage: Eukaryota; Metazoa; Chordata; Mammalia; Rodentia; Muridae. Bases 152 to 1768 code for a protein of 538 amino acids.
UGCGCGGCAGCGGAGAGCGAGGCCUGGUGAGCGCCGCCGUGGUGCGCGCCGGCUGGUCAAGGUUGUGCGCAGAAGAGGCGCAGCGGGCGGGCAAAGAGCGAGCGUCUCACCCUCGUAGUGGCACCGGGACCGGUCGCCUGGAGCCGAAAUCAUGUCCACGCCAGGAAAAGAGAACUUUCGCCUGAAAAGUUACAAGAACAAAUCUCUGAAUCCUGAUGAGAUGCGCAGGAGGAGGGAGGAAGAAGGACUGCAAUUACGGAAGCAGAAAAGAGAAGAGCAGUUAUUCAAGAGAAGAAAUGUUGCUACAGCAGAAGAAGAAACAGAAGAAGAAGUUAUGUCUGAUGGUGGCUUUCAUGAGGCCCAGAUAAAUAACAUGGAGAUGGCACCAGGGGGCGUCAUUACUUCUGACAUGACUGAUAUGAUAUUCUCGAAUAGCCCAGAACAGCAGCUUUCUGCAACACAGAAAUUUAGGAAACUACUUUCAAAAGAACCUAAUCCUCCUAUUGAUGAAGUCAUCAACACACCAGGAGUAGUGGCCAGGUUUGUGGAGUUCCUCAAACGAAAAGAAAAUUGUACACUGCAGUUUGAAUCAGCUUGGGUCCUGACAAAUAUUGCUUCAGGAAACUCUCUUCAGACCCGGAAUGUGAUUCAGGCAGGGGCUGUGCCUAUCUUCAUCGAGUUGCUUAGCUCAGAGUUUGAAGAUGUCCAGGAGCAGGCAGUCUGGGCUCUUGGCAACAUUGCUGGAGAUAGUACCAUGUGCAGGGACUAUGUCUUAGACUGCAAUAUCCUUCCUCCUCUUCUGCAGUUAUUUUCAAAGCAAAACCGCUUGACCAUGACCCGGAAUGCAGUAUGGGCUUUAUCUAAUCUCUGUAGAGGGAAGAGCCCACCUCCAGAAUUUGCUAAGGUUUCUCCCUGUCUGAAUGUCCUUUCUUGGUUGCUGUUUGUCAGUGACACUGAUGUACUGGCUGAUGCUUGCUGGGCCCUCUCAUACCUAUCAGAUGGACCCAAUGAUAAAAUCCAAGCAGUCAUCGAUGCAGGAGUAUGCAGGAGACUUGUGGAGCUUCUGAUGCAUAAUGAUUAUAAAGUGGUUUCUCCUGCCUUGCGGGCUGUGGGAAACAUUGUCACAGGGGAUGAUAUUCAGACACAGGUAAUUUUGAAUUGCUCAGCUCUUCAGAGUUUAUUGCAUCUGCUGAGUAGCCCAAAGGAAUCUAUCAAAAAAGAAGCAUGUUGGACAAUCUCUAAUAUUACUGCUGGAAAUAGGGCACAGAUCCAGACUGUGAUAGAUGCUAACAUGUUCCCAGCUCUUAUUAGUAUACUGCAAACAGCAGAGUUCCGGACAAGGAAGGAAGCUGCUUGGGCCAUCACAAAUGCAACUUCUGGAGGAUCAGCUGAGCAGAUCAAGUACCUAGUAGAAUUGGGUUGUAUCAAGCCACUCUGUGAUCUCCUCACUGUCAUGGAUGCAAAAAUUGUACAGGUUGCCCUAAAUGGCUUAGAAAACAUCCUGAGGCUUGGAGAACAAGAAGCCAAAAGAAAUGGCUCAGGCAUUAAUCCUUAUUGUGCUUUGAUUGAGGAAGCCUAUGGUCUGGAUAAAAUUGAGUUCUUACAGAGUCAUGAAAACCAGGAGAUCUAUCAAAAGGCUUUUGAUCUUAUUGAGCAUUACUUUGGGACCGAAGAUGAGGACAGCAGCAUCGCACCCCAGGUUGACCUUAGCCAGCAGCAGUACAUCUUCCAGCAGUGUGAGGCUCCUAUGGAAGGCUUCCAGCUUUGAAGCAAUCCUCUGCUUUCUUGUUCCUGUGUCAGACCAGGCUACCCAGUCAAGUCCUCUUGUGGAGCCCACAGUCCUCAUGGAGCUAAUCUCUCAAAUGUUUUCCAUAAUACUGUUUGCGCUCAUUUGCUUGCCUUGCGCACCUGCUCUCUUACACACAUCUGGAAAACCUCUGGCUCUUUGUGGUGGAAUACCCUUUUAUCAUGAGGGUAAACCAGAACGGCCCACUCUCUUAUGGAAAAAUCCCUAAGCUUUGGAGAUCCGCACUUAUAUUAGAGUCAUGGGAAUAUAUACACAUACUAAUGUGGCUCCCUUUUUUGUGGGGGAAAAAAGAGGACUCUUCCUCAUUCCAUAAAGUGGGGAAAAAUGACAUUAAAAGAUAAAACUAAAACCUUUAUCUUGAAUUUUACACAACUACUUGGACAAGGGAGAUAUUUAGACUUGUGUAUACGUCAGAGUACUCUUCUUGAGUUCUUCCACAGUGAAUCAACCCUUGGAGUACCUGGUGGCUUUUUCUAGCCACAUUUGCAUUAAUCUUUAUUGAGAUGGGAUGGUUUUCUUUCCUCUAAUGGAGUCAUUUUCUUCAGAUAUUAAAGUUAAACCAUCCAAUCCCUCACCUUCAGCCUUCAGUGAAUGUGCUUCUAGUUGUCAGGAAUGCUGAAGAAUUAACACUUUGACUUUUAAAUGUGAUCCUAGGUUGGCGUAUUUCCUUAAAGCAGGAAGGAGAGAAGCAUAUAUUAGUUUGUAUGGCUUUUGCUUCUCUUUGGUUUUGUUUCUUAGGAUUUGGAAGUGGUUCAGUUUUAACGCUGGUAUGAAGGCUAAAAGUCCUUAAGUAAAACCAUGUUCUAAAAUUCAAUUCAGGAGUAAGAAGAACACAAAACCCAUCACUUUCUUUAAACCAGUGUGACUAGAGGCUGUGUUUCUGCAUUACAAAAGAUACUCAGGCUUUGUGGUCCUGAUCAAGGCCCUGGUAAAUUGGAGUUCACCCUAGGUGCUUUUCCUAUUUGUGACUGGCAGAUAACACAUAUUUAAAUGUUACUUAGGGAUUUUUUUUUCCUUUGUUGAGUGCAGCUCAAUUCUAAUGUAAUGCUGCAUACAUGCUCUUACAGUGCAGCGCCCUUAUCUUUAAAAGCAUAGUAGUCUCCUCAGUGUGACCUCUAGACUAAAAGGGCAGUGAUCGAAUAACCUCAGUAUCCCCUGAUUUUAUUUCAUCUCCUACUAGUACCCUACCUCCCCUAGGAAGAAUAUGCCCACCUCCUGCUUAUUUAAUGAUGACUGUAAUGUACCUGCAAAUGGCGCUUCCAGUACUGUGUUCACUGACCCACAUUUGUGCUUGGACUAGAAGGUGAAAAAAAACAAGAAAAAAGGGUAAUUGCCAAGAGAACUGCAAAUGAGUUCUAUGUGACUUCUCGGUGCUAGUUGGCCAUCUUGGCUCAAUGUUGGGACACACUAUCAGAGAGGAGUCUUUCUUUUUUCUUCUUUCUUUUUUUAAAUGAUAUUCUUUCCAAAAUGAAUUCUGAAGGAAAAGUUGCUCAUGUCUGUUUCAGAGCAUACCCUUUUAAAUCUUUUUAGACUACUCUUCUAGAAUUCAUCAUAACCCCCAAAUAAAUAAAAGCUAUCUAGAAGUUGCCCUGACAAGCUUUUGCACAUCUCUGGUAAAUCCUGCUGAAUGUAAGGAAUAUUCAGAGCGUUCAUACCUCAUCAUGAUGUUAUUGAAGCAGCCAACUUAUAUGACCUGAUUUACUUUGAAAAAUCUGUUUCAUUCAAACUAGAAAGUUCCAGAGACAAAGGACAUUUCUCAGCCAAGAAUGUGAUGCAUUCUUGCCCUAGUCUUUACUUGUGUCUGCUCUGGGAUGGAUGCCGUCUGAUGUCUGUUAUUGAUGGAGCAGACACUUCAAAACUAGUCACCUCUCAUCUGUCCUGUUGUUUUCUAGUGCUGCUUUGUGCUGAGAGAACAUGUUAGUUUACUGAACUUGACCUGUACAAGACUGAUUCCUUGUAAUUUUAGGGGAUAAAUUAGGUGGUUAAUUUAAAGAUGAACUUUCAAUGUUGCCUUUACAUCACACCACAAUAUCACUUCCCUGAGAGGGGUAAUAGAAGCACUGAUCAUAGUAAAACCUUGUUUCUAGCUAUGACUUUUCUUGUGGCUGAUUUCUUUUUAAAUUGUAAAUUACUGGUAACAUGUUAUUUCUAUAGAAUGUUUUAAAUUAUGUACCUUCUACUGCAUAGUUAAAAACUUUGCAUCUUAUCAAGGAGUUUGAAUGAAAAGAAAUACAAAGCACACAGAGUUGUCACCCCAUCUUACCAAGAGCAUACAGCUGGAACUUUCGUAGCAAUAUCAGGGUGGCCCAGUGAGUUCAGAUCCAUUCAUCAGUGUGAGCUCUGUUAUCUUAAGCCUGAUCAGAGGUUCAUGAACUUUAAAUAUCCUGAACUUUGUUUUUAUAGUACAGUGAUUAUUUAAGUGUAAACAUUGGCAUUAGUUAAACCCCAGCAAAUUCAGAUGUUCUGGAGCUGAGUACUUACAAAGCAGACUUUUUUGUUUUUUUAAUGCAAGUGGAAUUUUAGGGGGUACUUGUAAAUCCUAUUUUUAGUCUUUCACCUGGCAAAAUCUAUUAAUUUAGUUUAAUCUUUUGAAUAUUUUUAUCAGAAAGGUGUUACUUAUUACAGAAGCAUGCUAGUAUUUAUAACACAAAACCUCUUAAGGAUUUUAGAUAGUGAUCAGGGCAAAGUGGCUUUGUUGUUUUCCUUCCCUGUCUCCCUCCAGACUUUCCAAGUAUGUAUUUUAUACUGAAAACUUUGAUUAAAAAAAAAGCGUUCAGAGAAUUUGGGAUGUAGGCACCAGAAGGUCAGUACAAUCGGGUGGAGGAAUAACCCGGAACGUACAGAUGCUGGAUAUAGAACGCAUUUAGGAGACUUGUCUGUGCGACACUUGUUCUUGCCACCAGUCAAAGCCGUCUUUAGAUUGCCCUCAUUAGCCCACUGCUGGAAACUUGGCUGCACUAGGGUUGUUUCUUCCACAUACCAGACAAAGCUGUUGGACUCCCGGUGGUUUUCAGCCUUACUGUCCUAUAAUAAAUCUGAGUUAUUCCAGUUGCUGCUGACUAUGCCUAAGAAAACAUAUGUAAGUAUAAUUUGUCAACCAAAUUCUGUUGUACAUGACUACCUACCGGCAACUUUGAUUGAUUUCUGUAGUGCUAAAUAAACAUUUCAGCUGUCUGACCCCAAACAUGGGGCUGUAUUGUA